Messenger RNA from Planococcus citri (citrus mealybug), 1624 nucleotides. RefSeq names its product cellular tumor antigen p53-like. Bases 255 to 1199 code for a protein of 314 amino acids. The record is from RefSeq and is a predicted model, not a curated record. Gene Ontology annotation, cellular component: nucleus. The transcript is spliced from 6 exons. Lineage: Eukaryota; Metazoa; Arthropoda; Insecta; Hemiptera; Pseudococcidae. Gene Ontology annotation, molecular function: DNA-binding transcription factor activity, RNA polymerase II-specific; RNA polymerase II cis-regulatory region sequence-specific DNA binding. Gene Ontology annotation, biological process: apoptotic process; regulation of transcription by RNA polymerase II.
GCUAGUCAAACAGUCAAACACAAAUCCGAUUACUCUCAACGUUUCUAUUCGUCAAAUGCCAAUUGAAUUGAAAACUUGAUUUCAUUUUCAUAUCGGUUCUUCAGUGCAGUAUGUAAUGUUUAUGUUCGUAAGAUAAUAAUUCAGUACCUAUCGUUUUUAGGUACUAUCUGGUCUUCGUGUUUCGCUUUCUCGUAUACCCAUUUAGGCACUUAUCGUAAUUGGUACGUUUGAAAAUCGAGUUAUCCACAGCGAAGAUGUGCGAUUCGUCGAAUAAUUAUUUGAACUACAUGCUACCUCCGACUACCAGUAUCGUAUCGAGUUCAACUGGUGUGUUUCCUUCGAUCAACGAUUUCGCCGGAGAUUUGAAUUUCGAAAUUAUCCUAAAUCCGAACGAGACAAUCAAGAAGAAGUGGCUGUUUUCAGAAAAGUUGAAAAAAGUCUUCAUCGAUAUAAACAAAAACAUCGGUAUACGGUUUCGAUGGAAUAAUAUGAAUAUGCACGAUGUGAAGUUCAUUCGAGCUCUUCCUGUUUAUACUCAAGACGAUUGGCUUCGUAUUCCGGUGGAAAGAUGCCCUAUGCAUAAAUGCUACGAAGAUAAUCUCAAUAUAGAUUUUCCUUGGGUUAAUCACGUAUUGAGAUGUGAUAACGAAGGAACCCAGUACGAGAUUGAUUUAGAAAGCAAAAGACGCAGUUGUAUUACACCUGUUACUAUGAGCGACUACAAGGAUAUCGUCGUGCUGUACUUCAAAUUCGUCUGCAAAACCUCUUGUUAUAGAGGCAUGCAAAGAAGACCGAUUGUUGUGAUUUUUACAUUAGAAGACGGAGUAGGCAAUGUGCUUGGAAGGAGAUGCCUAUCGUUCAAAGUAUGCAGCUGCUUGAAAAGAGAUCUGCAUAGAGAAGAGUUCGGUAAACGUAAAACGAAAAACAGCAAGUCAGCGGUCGCUGUAUCGCAUUCGCAGAGUGCAAACAACACGUUAGCGUUACCUGAAAGAGUUACCCACGGAGGUAAUCGGUUUGGUCGUCAUUCUUUGAAACUGACUAGAUUAAAUCCAGCUCAGUUGGAAUACGCUUUGAAACUCGUUCAUAACACGCUUCUCGGUGAAUCUGUACGAAACAGUUAUGAAGUAAAUCACUCGAUCAUCGCUCAGAUUGAAAAGUACCUGAAUAGAUUACGAAACUCUCAGCAUCAUCUUCAAUGAAUAGUUUAAAUCUAAAAAAUGCUUUAGGUUUUAGUAAACUAUGUACGAAAUUGUUUACUAUUUCGAUAGGUGUAAUUAUUAGGUAUCGUAUAUAUUUCGAAAUAAUUACGAUAUUCCAGUGUUGUACGUAUUAUUCGAUAUUUACCAAAGUUAUAAACUCGUAUCAUCGAAUUAAUAAUUUAAUCAGAAGAUGUUUGCCAUAUUUUUAUUUAUUUUCAGUACCUAUGAUUUACUUACACUGUUCAUUAUUAUCGUUCAUUUCACCUUGUUGGUUUGUCUCUUAUGCAUGUAUUUGGUACGUAGAUAUAUUAGGUACCAUGUAGGUAUGUUUUUAUUUUUAAUUCGAUCAAGCUUUUUUGUUUUAUUUUUCAAGUUAUGUACAUUAUUUGUUACUUUGUUUAUUAAAAGCGUUUUUGUUUAAUGAA